Cydia amplana is the source of this 1252-nucleotide messenger RNA. It is a transcript of the gene pn, whose product is annotated as exopolyphosphatase PRUNE1. Lineage: Eukaryota; Metazoa; Arthropoda; Insecta; Lepidoptera; Tortricidae. The coding region runs from base 75 to 1235 and encodes 386 amino acids. Gene Ontology annotation, molecular function: exopolyphosphatase activity. Gene Ontology annotation, cellular component: cytoplasm. The transcript is spliced from 8 exons. The record is from RefSeq and is a predicted model, not a curated record.
UUUUUAUACACAUUUUCGGCUCCUUUUUAAUCCCAAUUAUAACUUACUGUAGUUUUUAUUAGUGGACCAUCAAGAUGGAAGAAUACCUAUCGACAACUGUGUCAAAUCUGAAAUCAGAAAACUAUGCCGCCCUAAACUUAGUCAUAGGCAACGAGAGUUGCGACCUAGACUCAGCGGUGUCCGCUCUUGUCUAUGCCAGUUUUUUGAGCUGGCGACACAGCCAGAUCAAAUGUACCGUGUGUACGCGGCCUACGCCGGGGGCGAAAGACUUGUUGUGUGCGCCGGUCCUUAAUGUUAAUAGGGAGGAUUUUGAGCUUAAAACGGAGGUGGAUUUAUGUAUUAGGGAGAGUGGGGUUAGUAAGGAAAUGUUGGUAUUUAGAAAUGACUACGAUCUUCAAGAACUAGUGACUAAAACUAAAACUAAUGUAGUGUUAGUGGACCAUCAUACUCUAGCCAUCAAAGACAAGUUCCUGGCUCCUUAUGUUACUGAGAUUAUAGACCAUAGACCUAUAGAAAAGACGGAAUGGAACUACAGAGAUGAUACAAGGUCUACUAUAGAAACAGUGGGAUCGUGUUGUACGUUGGUAGCUCAAAGAAUUAUGGACGUGUCGGCGGUAAUGGCAAAAAAGCUCGAAUUCUUCGAAACACAUCCGCUAUGCACACAGCUACUGCACUCAACAAUUAUUCUAGACACGAUGAACUUCUCCAAAGAAGUGAAAAAAGGCACACCACAUGAUUUAGAAAUUGUGACGUUCCUAGAAGGGAUUAUGAAAAUAGAAAAUCCGGAGCAUGAGAGAGCAAGCAAACUGGCAUGUUUGCUAGAGGCCCGGGCCAACGUGUCCCGUCUAACAGCAGCGCAGAUACUGAAGAAAGACGUCAAGAUUGUUAAAGAGGUGUACGUGCCUAGUUUCCCUAUAUUAGUGGAGGAAUUCCUGUCCAAGCCCGGAGCGCUACAGGCUGUCUCCGAAGCCCUAAAAUCGAGUGGGUGCUCCCUGGCGCUCCUACUUGGCAUGAGUCUGCAGGACGGAUUGAAGCGAGACGCCGCUAUAUGUGGAAAUGAGCCCGAUAAGACUGCAAAGCUAGCCCAAUUUCUUCAAGACUGGACCGCACCACCUCUACAGCUGACUCCGACAGACCUUGAGUUCCCUAACACGUAUCACUUCAACCAACUGUACCUAGGUGCGUCUAGAAAACAGUACAUACCCGCUGUUAACGCGUUCUUACAGAACCCAUGAAAAUUUGAAUUUUAGUA